This is a messenger RNA of Danaus chrysippus (African queen), 2907 nucleotides long. NCBI's taxonomy places the organism in Eukaryota, Metazoa, Arthropoda, Insecta, Lepidoptera, Nymphalidae. The record is from the annotation of a GenBank genome assembly.
AUGUCGAAGGUAUUACUGAGUCGAGAACUGCCGGAUAUUGAGAACCUUCUUAAGCUUAACCCGACUGUUAAGCCAUAUACCAACCUGGUGCCGUCAGUUCAGACGAAGAAGAAUAAACAACACUGGAAAAGAAAUGCGGAUAGAAAAUGCACUAACUACUAUGGCGCCGCCAAAGCAAUUCUUUCAGAUAAUCCCUUAGGUCUCACUUGUGGAAUGGUUUGCCCAACCAGUGACUUGUGCGUCGGUGGAUGUAACUUACACGCGAGUGAAGAGGGCGCCAUUAAUAUUGGGGGGUUACAACAUUUUGCUGUUGAAACUUUCAUGAAAAUGGGCAUCUCUCAAACAUUGGAUCCAAAAACCAAACCUUUGCCUCGAGGUGAUAAAAAAAUUGCUCUGAUAGGCGGCGGACCGGCUAGUUUGAGUUGUGCUUGUUUCUUGGCAAGGAUGGGUUAUAAAAAUAUUACGGUGUUCGAGAAAGAACAGUAUCUUGGAGGACUUAGUUCAUCAGAGAUCCCCCAGUAUCGACUUCCAUAUGACGUGGUUCAAUUCGAGAUCGAUCUCAUCAGGGACCUCGGAGUGAAGUUCGUCACAGGAAGGAAACUUUCAACCAGUGAUAUAACUGUUAAUGGACUUUUUAAAGAUGGUUUUGAUGCUGUGUUUCUUGGCAUCGGUCUACCCGAGCCAAAAAGCAUUCCUAUCUUCGAAGGUCUAACUCCAGAAAUGGGAUUCUAUACUAGCAAACAGUUUCUACCUUUAGUGUCCAAGGGCAGCAAAAGAGGUCUAUGUAGCUGUUCGUCAUUGCCGGUUCUGUCUGGUAAUGUAUUGGUUCUUGGCGCGGGAGACACUGCCUUCGACUGCGCCACGUCAGCCCUCCGCUGCGGCGCAAAGAAAGUGUUCGUGGUAUUCAGAAAGGGCAUCACUCAUAUAAGAGCUGUUCCCGAAGAGGUUGAUCUGGCUAAGGAAGAAAAAUGUGAGUUCAUACCAUUUAUGUCGCCGCAAGAAGUAAUCGUUAGAAACGGAAAGAUAACUGCCUUAAAAAUGUUCCGAACUGAACAAUUAGAUAAUGGAGAAUGGAUCGAAGACCCAGAUCAAGUGUUACAGCUGAAGGCAGACUUCAUCAUAUCCGCGUUCGGAUCUGGACUUUAUGAUGAAGACGUGAAACAAGCGAUGGAAGGUGUUAAAUUAAAUAGCUGGGGUCUUCCCGAAAUAGAUAAUACUUGUAUGCAGAGUUUGAGCAACCCAAAAGUGUUCAUUGGUGGUGACUUGGCCGGCGUCGCUGAAACUACCGUCGAAUCCGUUAAUGAUGGAAAAACAGCCGCUUGGUACAUGCAUUGUUACUUACAGGGUAUACCAUUCUCAGCGGCCAUUGAACUGCCAAAAUUCCAUACGCAGAUAGAUGAAGUGGAUUUAUCAGUUGAGGUCUGUGGUAUCCGGUUUGAGAAUCCCUUCGGCCUAGCGAGUGCUCCGCCAACCACCAGCUCAGCAAUGAUAAGAAGAGCCUUCACACAAGGCUGGGGCUUCGUUGUCACUAAGACCUUCGGGCUUGAUAAGGAUCUCGUCACUAACGUGUCACCUCGUAUAGUACGCGGCGUGACCUCGGGAGAGAACUACGGACCCGGACAAGGAUCCUUCUUAAAUAUUGAGCUCAUCUCAGAAAAAUGUCAAGCUUACUGGUGUCAGAGUAUUACGGAACUAAAACGGGACUUCCCUACUAAGGUGAUAAUAGCGUCUAUAAUGUGUUCAUACAAUGAAGACGACUGGACGGAGCUGGCGAAGAGAGCCGAGGCGAGCGGCGCGGACGCUUUAGAACUCAACCUGUCCUGCCCGCACGGUAUGGGAGAGAGCGGGAUGGGGCUAGCGUGUGGACAGGACCCAGUGCUCGUGAAAGGUAUCUCCCAGUGGGUGCGUAAGGCUGUAAACAUACCGUUCUUCGUGAAGCUGACUCCCAAUAUAACUGAUAUAGUAGCAAUAGCGACCGCUGCUUAUGAAGGUGGCGCUAGUGGUGUGUCAGCCAUCAACACCGUUUCCGGUCUAAUGACAGUUAGAGCGGAUGCUACUCCCUGGCCUCAAGUCGGUCGCGAGAAAAGCACAACAUACGGCGGUGUAUCUGGUAACGCGACCCGGCCUAUGGGUCUACGAGCGGUGUCCGCCAUCGCUAACAAGUUACGGGGAUUCCCCAUACUCGGUAUAGGAGGCAUCGACUCAGCGGAUUCAGCCUUGCAGUUCAUUAUGUGUGGAGCACCUGUCGUUCAGAUCUGUAGUGCGGUUCAAAACCAGGACUUCACCGUAGUUGAGGAUUAUAUAACAGGUCUUAAGGCGCUUCUGUAUUUACGAUCUAUGGGCCUCCAAGGAUGGACGGGGCAGUCCCCGCCUACCAACAAACAUCAGAAGGGAAAACCGGUGCAAACUAUAUGUGAUGAAAACGGAAAGGUGUUAGCACACUUCGGUCCUUAUAUUAAGAAACGCGAAGAAAUACUUCACAAGCAGCGUUUAAAUACUGAUAUUUUAGCUGACAACUCUAUAGAAUAUUCACGUGGGAAUAUCAACGGAAAUAGUUUGGUGCCAAGGAUCAAAGAUAUUGUUGGUGAAGCUUUAAGCAGAAUCAGUACAUAUAAAAAACUAGACAAUACAAAACAAGUUGUCGCCUUGAUUGAUGAUGAUAUGUGUAUUAACUGUGGUAAAUGUUAUAUGGCGUGCGCGGACUCUGGAUACCAGGCUAUUGAAUUCGAUGAACAAACUCACAUUCCUCAUGUUACUGAAGACUGUACUGGCUGUACUUUGUGUUUAUCCGUUUGUCCUAUCAUCGACUGUAUAUCAAUGGUUCCAAAGAAAAUACCACACGUCAUAAAACGAGGGCUUCACUACGAGAUACACCCUGUAUCGCCAUUGGAUGGAGUUUGUCAAUAA